Messenger RNA from Tetrahymena thermophila SB210, 222 nucleotides. RefSeq lists its product as hypothetical. The record is from RefSeq and is a predicted model, not a curated record. The transcript has a single exon. Lineage: Eukaryota; Ciliophora; Oligohymenophorea; Hymenostomatida; Tetrahymenidae.
AUGGAUAUUAAAGAGUGUAGAAGAUAAAAGUUUUCAAAAAAUAUAGUUCAAUAGGGACAGUCUCUUGUCUUUAGACAUGACAGAACAUAUAUUAGAAGAUAAUGUCCCUGUUGUGUUGAUCCUUCUAUAGAUGAAAAAAAGAAUCUAAUAUCUAAAAUAAGAUCGAAUUUGGAAAAGAAUAUUAAAAAAUAACCCUAUGCUCUUAUUGAAGUCAUAUUAUGA